AUGCAUCUCUCCACCGGCCUAGCACCGGCCGUCUUGGCCCUCACCAGCGUCCAAGCCGCCCUCAUCCCUUCCACCACCACCGGCUCCCCCCUAGCCGCACGAGACGACACGGCCUGCACCUGGACCGACCCUGUCUUGGGUGUGCUCACCUGCGAUAUAUGGGUGGUGCACCUCUUGCGCGACGCCAUGACGGUGCAGAGCAACGACUUCGUCGGUGAAGUCGAGGCGGGGCUGACCGAGGCAUUGAUGGACGUCGCGAACGGCAACGCGUGCCGGCCCGACGUGGCGGCCCAGGACCAGUACACCGGUUUCGAGAUAUUAUACGACGGGGUUGCACGCGGGGACGAGGCAGCCGCGGCUGACAAUUCGCAGUCCAUCAACGCUCUCUGCCUGCCGGGCAUGAUCGGCGAUACGGCGAGCUUGACGUGCUGGGGUACGAAGUAA
This is a messenger RNA of Anthostomella pinea, 444 nucleotides long. The record is from the annotation of a GenBank genome assembly. Lineage: Eukaryota; Fungi; Ascomycota; Sordariomycetes; Xylariales; Xylariaceae.